Penicillium cosmopolitanum is the source of this 267-nucleotide messenger RNA. RefSeq lists its product as uncharacterized. Bases 1 to 267 code for a protein of 88 amino acids. The transcript has 2 exons. The record is from RefSeq and is a predicted model, not a curated record. Lineage: Eukaryota; Fungi; Ascomycota; Eurotiomycetes; Eurotiales; Aspergillaceae.
AUGUCUUCUAACACACUUCAUCGCGUAUUUGAAGGCGAACUGUAUGAGAGUUGGUAUCCCAACUCCCAGCGUGUGAACGACCCGGAUGACGAGCCGCAGAGAUGGCGGGUUGUUUUUAUGUUCGAAAAGUCGGACGCCCGAUUAACUAAUAAUACCGACGAGGAUAUUCUCGAUGAGGCUGAGAUAGUUGUUGAGAAUUGGAUUGAGAAUUAUCGACUCAGAGAAAUUAGAGCACCGUUCUGCCGGCAGCAUAUUUUUGGUUCCUAG